AUGGCCCUAUACCAUCAAACCGUGGAUUUCCUCACGGACUCCUGGGCCAACCAGCGCACGCAACUGCCCCUGUUGGCAGUCACUGGAGCCUCCUUUACGCUUGGUCUCCUGCUUCGAUCGCUGCUCAGUCGCGGCGAGCUCACUGCGACCAUCCUCCCUUCACCCCGCACUCGACUCUUGGCUGGCCUCUCGGAAGAGGAGAACCGCAAACUGCCCCUCCCCAACGACGUGCUUCCUGGUGCGCGCGAUGUCGCCAGUCCGUAUGGUUCAAUCCGGGUGUAUGAAUGGGGUCGUGAGGAUGGUCCAAAGGUUUUGCUGGUGCAUGGCAUCACUACGCCCUGUAUCGCGCUCGGUGGGGUGGCCCAUGCGCUAGUGGACCGGGGUUGCCGAGUGAUGCUCUUUGAUCUCUUUGGACGAGGAUACUCUGACUGCCCGGCUGAUCUUCCCCAGGAUGAGCGGCUGUUCGCGACGCAGAUCAUGCUGGCUCUGACUUCGUCACCCAUUGCCUGGACCGGGGCUGAAUCGGGCAAGUUCUGUCUCGUCGGUUACUCCCUCGGUGGUGGUAUUGCGGCUGCUUUCGCGUCGUUCUUCCCGCAUCUGCUGUCAUCUUUAGUGCUUCUUGCACCUGCCGGUCUGGUUCGCGACUCGCGGAUCAGUUUCCAGAGUCGCCUUCUCUAUUCACGAGGCUUGAUGCCGGAGAACCUUCUGGGUUAUCUCGUCGGUCGUCGCCUACGAGCUGGUCCUUUGGUGUCUCCUAAGCCCAAGAAUCAUAAAUUCAACGCCGCAGACGCGCUCACGGAGGAGCUUCCCUCGCAGAGCGCAGCCGAGAUCCAGAUUCUUUCACGGGAAUAUCCGCACAUUAAUAUUCCAUCUGCCGUGGCAUGGCAGGUGAAUCACCACUCGGGCUUCGUACACGCGUUCAUGUCGAGCAUGCGUCACGGUCCAAUCUUAGGCCAGCGCCAGUGGAGCACUUGGGCGCGGCUGGGAGAGUAUUUGAGCGCCCAGAACAGUGUCGCGUCAGGCAAUCAGGGUGCGCCGGGUCUUCCGAGCGAUAAAGUUCAUAUCCUAUGUGGCAAUACCGACGUGAUCAUCAUCAAGGACGAACUUGUCUCUGACGCCACUGCCGUCCUUGGCGGGAACGCGACAUUCAAGUUUUACGAAGCAGGCCACGAAUUCCCCAGCACCAAGUAUGAGGAAGUUGCGUCAUACAUCUCGAAACUACUGUGA
This is a messenger RNA of Penicillium maclennaniae, 1227 nucleotides long. RefSeq names its product alpha/beta hydrolase. Gene Ontology annotation, cellular component: endoplasmic reticulum. The transcript is spliced from 2 exons. The record is from RefSeq and is a predicted model, not a curated record. The coding region runs from base 1 to 1227 and encodes 408 amino acids. Gene Ontology annotation, biological process: regulation of lipid storage. Lineage: Eukaryota; Fungi; Ascomycota; Eurotiomycetes; Eurotiales; Aspergillaceae.